ACCACAGACAGAAGCAUCCAUGGAAUAAAAAAAAUUGAUAUCUAUCAGGGAUUCACCCAGUCAGACCGGAACUCUAAAAAGAAUAUAACAACUGAGCACAAUACCGAAAAUGAUGAAAAGAUCCCAACCC
Messenger RNA from Racocetra persica, 130 nucleotides. Lineage: Eukaryota; Fungi; Glomeromycota; Glomeromycetes; Diversisporales; Gigasporaceae. The record is from the annotation of a GenBank genome assembly.